AUGUCCUCUAUCAAAGUAUCUUACAACGGCACUAUUCGCAAGAUAACCAUCCAAAACAAGUCUUGGUUGUCUCUUGAAGAACAGAUUCGACGUGCCCAUGCACUGCCAAGCGGUCAACUUUUGGUGACUUAUAUUGAUGAAGAAUUUGACCCUAUUGCUAUUGAUUCCGAUUCUGAAUUGUUGGACUUUUUGAACCACUAUUCAAACUCUAAAGUACCAAAGCUGAACGUCAAUGUACGAGAUCCUGACUCUGACUCCUUUGAAGUCGUCUCCAACGAUGAGGUAGCAAAGGCCACUGAUGCUUCAUCAAUCAAAUCUUCUCUUCCCGCAUACUCUGAGUCUACUGUUAUAGUGGCUCCAGUCAUUGAUAUCGACGUCGAUAGCUCAUCCGUCCACUCUGCCGAAGAAAAGGGCAAGCUGCCACUGUACCCUACCAUAGACGCAGAAGCCGAAGCAUCUCGAGGUACAGCUUUCGAGAAGUCACAGGCUCUUCGUCAAGCCGAAGAAGAAGCCGCAGCCAUCAAACUCAAGGCCGAAGAAGAAGCUGCUGCAGCCGCCAUCAAAGCCAAGGCCGAAGCCGAAGAACGAUUCCGUCGCGAAGUAGAAGAACUUGCAGCCAAACGUAAAGCAGCUGAAGAAGAGGCUGCUCGUAAAGCUGCAGAAGCUGAAGCUGCAUACCAGGCUUUUGUUGGACAAGUUCAACCACUGAUUGAACAGACUAUUGCUCUAUUGGAAGAAAAUCCACAGUAUAUUGGUCGUCUCUUGAAUGAAUCCAACUCUAACUUGGCUUCUCGUGGAUUUGGUCUGUUGCUCUCUGGUGGUCCCACAGCUACUCCCGCUCCGUCUUGUGGACGUCGUCAGGCUUAUCAUGGUCAUCACGGUCACGGUCAUCAUGGGCCAUAUGGAAAACGUGGAGGCCGUUGUGCUCGUCGUGCCAAUGGAGAUGCUCCUGAUAAUCAACCAGCUGUCUGGUCUACAGUAACUUGUGACAGUUGUGGAAAAUCUGGAUGGGCUGGAGAAAGAUUUGUGUGCCUGAACUGUCCCGACUUUGACUUGUGUGGUGAAUGCCACACUCGUGCUGGUGAAGUCCACAAUGAUAGUCAUGUAUUUGAACGAUUAGCUGAUCCUUCAGUACGCUGGUAUGGAGUCGCUUGUGACGGAUGUGGCCGUAACAGCUUCCCCGGAUCUCGCUUCAUAUGCACUUCUUGCCCAGACUAUGAUUUGUGUGCUCGUUGUCACGAAAGAUCUGCCUCUAUCCAUGACACUACUCAUAAAUUUGAAAAGAUUGCUGAUCCAGGUGCUGUACAUAAGCAAGUCAGCUGCGAUGGAUGUAACGCUCGCAACUUUGGUGGUCCUCGUUUCAAAUGUACUCACUGUCCAGAUUUCGACUUGUGUAUCCGAUGCUUCACCAAGGGUUUGGCACAUCCAGAAAAGCACCAAUUCCGUAAAAUUGAACUCAACGUUGCUCGAUCUCCUGAAUUGGUUACAUUGGCCAGUCCUGCUCCACGUGGUGCUGCUGAAGGAACUUCUGGAGUAGACCCUCGAAUCGAUCUUCUCACUAGUAUAUUCGGUACAACGUUCCCUGAAUCUGCUCUCCAGGAGCUACUUGCUCUGCAUGGAUCUGUCGAACGUGUAGUAGAAGCAUUGUUGGUUUGA
Synchytrium microbalum is the source of this 1656-nucleotide messenger RNA. RefSeq lists its product as uncharacterized. Lineage: Eukaryota; Fungi; Chytridiomycota; Chytridiomycetes; Synchytriales; Synchytriaceae. Bases 1 to 1656 code for a protein of 551 amino acids. Gene Ontology annotation, molecular function: zinc ion binding; protein binding. The transcript is spliced from 9 exons. The record is from RefSeq and is a predicted model, not a curated record.